Culex quinquefasciatus (southern house mosquito) is the source of this 2295-nucleotide messenger RNA. RefSeq lists its product as uncharacterized. The coding region runs from base 499 to 2280 and encodes 593 amino acids. The transcript has 9 exons. The record is from RefSeq and is a predicted model, not a curated record. NCBI's taxonomy places the organism in Eukaryota, Metazoa, Arthropoda, Insecta, Diptera, Culicidae.
UCGUUUUUCGUUCGCAAAAAAAAAAGACGCGUCGCCUCAGAUCUUCCGAAAGGGGCGCGCGCACUCACGACGCCAAGUUCCGAUCCAGUCGAGCACGAAGUUCCGUUGUGGCACGAAAAAGAACGACUUGGCGAUUAUCGCGCUCGCGAACGAGGGAAAGAGAGAACCAACGAGAAAGAACAUUCGUGAUUGUGCGCGCGCUCGUCGCAUACUUUUUUUGCGGUGACAUUCUCUCGCUCUCAAUCGGAUCGUGACUUUGAAAGUGUGUGUGUGUGUAUGAGGGUUGAGCCACCCGAAAGGGAAAAUCUUGGCCGCGCAACCCCACGAGAAAAUUCACAACCCCGUUGGUUUGGGACGAUCAGUUCGGAUUAGUCUGUCGAAGGAUUCGGGUGUCGUCGCGGCGUUUUCCAGGCCGUUUUGUCGUGCGGGGUUUGAUUUGCAGAUAUUGUUCGCAGGGAAGUUACUGUUCGGGAAGCCGGAGCCAGAAGAGAGUUCAAAAUGCGGGCAUUCCAGUUAACAUGGGCGAUAGUGAUACUGUUCUCGAUAGACACAGUUCGGUCUUUAGAUCUUCCUGAAUACCUGCACGUGUGCCACCGCGAAGAUCCCAAGCUGACCGAGUGUAUGAAGCAGUCGAUCGAGACGUUACGGCCGUACCUGGCGCGCGGUAUCCCCGAGCUGGACAUUCCCGCCAUCGAGCCCAUCAACCUGGGCGAUCUGAUCGUGGCCGAAAGCGUCCCCGGACAGGGCAUCAGCAUCACCGCCAAGGACAUCAAAGCUUACGGGCCGUCCAACUUCCGGCUGAAGAAAUUAAAUGUUGUGGAGUACGGCAAGGUAUACACCUUUGAGCUGGAACUUCCCCAUUUGUACGUCGAAGGUCGGUACGUGGUGGACGGACGCAUUCUGCUGCUUCCCGUGAAGGGCGCUGGCAAGUUCACCGGCAAUUUCACCCAAGGAUUUGGAAAUGUUCGCAUCAAGGGCGACCGAAAGGUCAUCAACGGAAAGAACCAUCUGUCGCUGGCCAAGCUGGACAUCAAAAUCAAAGUCGGAGACGGAAAGAUCAAGCUGGAGAACCUGUUCGGCGGCGAUCGAGUGUUAGGUGAAAUCAUCAACCAAACCAUCAACCAGAACUUCUCGCUGCUAAGCCACGAGCUGAUUCCGCUGAUCGAAAAGGCCCUGCAGAGGAUAUUCAAACAGACGGGCAAUAAAAUUUUGGAGCGAUUCCCAGAGGAAGUGCUAUUUCCCCAGCGGUGUUGUACCGAAGCGGUGUGUUCAACUCCAAAAGUUGUGCAAUCCACGUGGUGUGUGCGCGCGCGGAUCGUCGUUAGCUUGUUGCAACGAUUUAAGAACCAAACAAAACCUAAUCGUUUCGGUGCCAAACGGCUCAGUGUGACUCGGAACAUGAUCGCGACUUCGGCGGUACGGCGGCAACGGCAAUCAUCGGCGGUGAUGACCUAUCAGGCUAAAAGUUCUACACGCACUGCACUAAUGGCAGCGCUACGAAGGGUGGCCCUAGUGUUGGCCGCGGUGCUGCUGCUAGAAAUCAUUGACACUGUCCAGGCCAAGGAGAUCGCCAUUCGCAACAAGGACUUUCCCCAGCUAAAGGAGAAACCUGAUUGGUUGCGAGUUUGCCGGCGGGACAACCCCAACGAAAACCAGUGCUUCAAGAAGAUGUUCGAGGAAACGUUCCCCUACAUUGCAAACGGCAUUCCCGAGAUCGGCGUCCAACCGUUCGACCCGCUGCGCAUCGAAUCGGUCCAGGUGUCCCGGGGCUCGGGCGGACUCAUGCUGAGCGGUGGCUUCAAGAAGCUCAACGUCAAGGGCCCCUCCAACACCACCGUCAAGCGGGCCAGCCUGGACUUUAAGACGAACCAGCUCAGCUUCGACCUGGAGAUUCCGAAGCUGAAGAUCGACGCGGCGUACAACCUGAAGGGAAACGUCCUUCUGUUGCCCCUGGUCGGCGACGGUGACGUAACGAUGGUGCUGAAGGACGUCAAAACAUCCGUCUCGACCAAGUUUGGCGUGCGGCCGCUGCCCGAGGACGCUAUCUACAUCGAGGAGAUGAAAGUAACCUUUUUGGUCGGUGGCAUGCGCAUUCAUCUGGACAACCUAUUCCAAGGCAACCAGGUCCUGGGGGCGUCGCUGAACCUGUUCCUGAACCAGAACGCCAACGAGGUGAUUUCCGAGCUGCGGGCGGACCUCGAGCACGGCCUGGCGGAGAUCUUCACCGGGUUGUGGAACGAGCUUUUCAACAAGCUACCGCUGAAGCUGUGGCUCGCGUAGGAAUCGCCAUUUAGG